UCGUCAGUUCUGUCAACGCCAUGACACACAUGUUUCAGGUACUCGACAACUGGUGUCAGAAUCUGCAGGAGUUUGCCGGGCCAGAGUGUGUCCAAGCGCUCGCUCUGACAGCGGAGCCUCAUUACCCUCUGAUGGCGGUGAGGUUGAAUGACAAUAAUUAUGCAAUAUCUUCUGCAGAUACGUAUCAAAGAAGCCAAUCUAAAAUUUACCAUGUUCACCCUUGGUGCCAGUUUGUUGACGCACUAUGAAAUUAUUAUGAUUGUAUCUGUUUAACAUGACAGAGAAUGAUGAUUGUAAGUUGAACUGAGCGUGCCUUCCAAGACCGCUGACUCAAAACUACCGACGGUUGUCAUCACCAAACGCAGCUUCCACCCGUCGCUCGCCGGCACUGCGGCGAGCCGCUUUGCCUUGCCCCUGACGUCGAGACUAUGAAUGUGAUAGAGGGUUUGGCGAAAAGGUGGCAAGAUCACGGAGCUAGCGUCCGGCCGGGACAUUCUAAAUGCAGUAUAAAUUCACGAGGUCUUCCCAAUCAUUAGCGAAGAAAGUCAUCAGUCUCCCUUGGAAUUGAAGUCGGCAAAAAUUACCUCAGCAAUCGCUCUCCGUAGACCUGCGCGGAAGUGUACUUUGAAAGCAGUGGAAUAGUAAAAGGAGGUACAGGUACUCUACACACUCACACUGUCUUGCACUGAUCUGCAGCCUGGCAGGAUGGUGUUGGACAACCGUCAUGUUCUCAUUGGUAUGCUACUUGCAGUACUGGUAAAACAAGGGAGCAGUCAACUUGGUAGCGGUGAUAAAGAUAAUUAUGUACCUGGUACUGUACUUCCGCUUGGAUAUGGUAGCGGAGGUCCUUUUCAACCUGAUAAAGAUAUUGUCCCAGACCUUGAUGCAACACACCCACCUGAAGCGGUUGUUACCUCGUCCUCAACAACGAACCCACCUGAACUAGUUGAUUCCGCCAAGUGCAAUGAGACAUUCAACUUUGAAAAUGGCGUCUAUGAAGUAACAACUGUCACAGGGUCAAUCUUUCCUCCCUAUACUCAGGCCACAUUCCGGUGCAAUUUACGAUUUAAACUUGUUGGAGCGUCUGAACUGGUGUGCAAUGAGAAUGCAUCUCCCUCGCCUCAGUGGUCUGAAGCAACGCCAAUUUGCCAACAAUUCCUGUGUCUACGUCCACCAGUCAUAGAGGCGAGUAUUGUAAGACGGAUAGGUGGAUACUACCCCGGAGACAUGGCAACAUACCGUUGUAACACAGGCUUUUGGGCAGAUGGACCAGUUACUUUAACCUGCCGUGACGGGACGUUUGAUUGGUUUCCUUCGCCACCGGUCUGCAAGCCCAUCACCUGCCCCAUACCACCUUCAAUUCGUAACGGUGCGGUAACUUGGACACCGGGGCUGAGAAUUGGUUCUACGGUGGCAUGGACGUGUGAUAAGCCUUAUAUCUUGGUUGGAAGUCCAAGUGCAUUCUGCACGGCUGGCGGUGAAUGGACCACAGAUCGACCACCCACAUGUGAACCUAAGUGCUACGACACGGUGCCUAGGGAUUUCUAUGAGCGACCUCCAGCAACCUCCACAAGCAGCCCUGAACCCGCCUGUGGUCCGUCUGCUGCUGAUAUCAUUGUUAUUGUGGAUGAGUCAGACAGUAUGGCGUCUGUGCAAAAAGCCUGGUUUCGUGAAACCAUAAAAUACCUUGAAGAUUCUUUACGAAAACAUGGAAUUGGAGUCUACCCCGAUAUCCCCAACCAGUAUAGCUUGGUUGGCUUUGGCCGGUCCCAUUUCCCCAAUGACAGACAUCCUGUUGCCCGGCCGCGGGUAAUCCUGGAUUCUAGCGGAAACCGAGUGUAUGGAGUGGAUGGAUUUGAAGAAGCCUGCGCUGCAUUGCAGGCUUCUGGGUCACGAGAGGAUGGCUACAACUCCAUCAGGUUUGCCCUGGAGGAUAUUCCGGAGCUGCGUUUGCGCCAAGCUAGCGUUGCCCCAAUCGUCAUUCUGGUCACUGAUGAGGAUAGGGAUCGUCACAGAGAUGCUACUUCUCUGACAAGGAGCGGCUUGAAGCAAUUGAUCCGGAAAAGUGGAGCACAGUUGGAGUGUAUUGUGGACAACUCUUUCCUGAUGAAUGGCCGUGAAGGGUAUGGCAUGGAUGCUGGUGGUGUGGUUUACAGAAGCAGUCGCUUUGUGGGCCAGUUUGAGAAGGUACUCGUGACAGGUAACCCUCGCCGUGUGACUGGCUAUCACCGUAGAAACGUCCGCCGGGAUUACACUCAUGUGGCACUGGAGCUUGGUGGUGCUGCAUGGGACCUGAAGAAGCUACUGCUGGAUGAUGUCCCAGAUUAUGGAUCCGUUCAGGCGUUUGUGAACCGGACAGUGGAGAUGGUGGAGCACCGUGUUCACAAGUGCUGCACAUGCCGGUGUACAGCAGUAGAUCAUCUGGGCAGGGAGAGAGAGCCCAGCAGCAGUACACCAGCAUACCUGAGCUGCCAGGCUGCUGCAACAGCUGCAGACUGCAUUCAGGGACGCAUGCCCAAUGCCUUUCGAACACGGACCUGAAGUUAUUGGGUUGCAGCAAUUCUCAAGUAUAGCUCUCUCUCUCUCUCUCACACACACACACACACACACACACACACACACAUGCGCGCGCAUACGCAAGUAAGAGAGUAUAGUGUCCUACCCUGCUUGGACAUAAUUUCUCCUCAGAGACAGUCUCCUCCUGAAUUUAAAAGUCUAACAGUGUUCACACAAAUACUCAACUUAUUCGU
Molecule: messenger RNA, 2750 nt
Organism: Sycon ciliatum
Lineage: Eukaryota; Metazoa; Porifera; Calcarea; Leucosolenida; Sycettidae
Exons: 9
Coding region: 706-2541 (611 amino acids)
Source: RefSeq, a predicted model, not a curated record